UUCUCGGAACGUUUUUGGACCCUAUUAUAUAAACUUUUGAACUUAAAACACAGCAGUUUAUAUUGUAUAUUAUUCCAUGUGUUGCAUUUAGCACUACUGAAGCGUGCGUGGUCAAGUAGUUGCAAUAAUCAACUCCCAGCUCUUGACCCUCAAGGGCCAGUCAAGGAUGCUGUUGACGAAUUUGGUUACAUUGAGUGCUUUAAUUGUGCUCAUUAUCUCCACCUGUGAAGCCAAGCAACCGCACAUUCUUUUAGUUGUUGCUGAUGACUACGGUUUCCAUGACAUUGGUUACCAUGGUUCAGAGAUUCGAACCCCAAACUUGGAUUACUUGGCUCAUGGCGGAGUCAGACUGGAGAACUACUAUGUGCAGCCAAUAUGCACACCAACCAGGAGUCAGCUUCUAUCUGGGAGGUACCAGAUUCAUACGGGACUUCAGCAUGGAAUAAUAUGGCCUCCCCAGCGCAAUGGCCUUCCCCUUGAUAGCCCAACAAUUGCUGAUAAACUCCGAGAGGCUGGGUACACUACUCAUGCUGUUGGAAAGUGGCACAUCGGCUUCUACACCAAAGAUUACUUGCCAACCAGUCGUGGAUUUGACAGCUACUUUGGUUAUCUAACCGGCGGUGAGGAUUACUACACACACUACACCUGUUACGGGGAAAUGUGUGGCACAGAUCUGAGGAACAACACCGAGCCUGCUGACCAGUACAAGGGGUCUUACUCCACACAUCUGUUUGCCAACCGAGUCAUUGAUAUCAUCAACAAGCACGAAGAUGAUAAGCCCCUCUUUCUCUAUGUGCCAUUCCAAGCCGUGCAUUCCCCACUGCAAGUCCCAGAAAGUUAUGAGGAGCCAUAUUGGUUUAUCAAUGACAGGGACCGUAGAACAUAUGCAGGAAUGGUUUCAUGCAUGGACGAAGCUGUUGGGAACAUCACCAUGGCAAUGCAGCAGAGAGGAUUCUGGGACAACACGGUCAUGAUCUUCACAACUGAUAAUGGAGGUCAGAUCCUGUAUGGUGGUAACAACUACCCGCUGCGAGGCUGGAAGGGGUCCCUCUGGGAGGGCGGGACCCACGGCGUGGGCUUCAUUCACAGCAAGCUUCUCAGUGAUAAGAUAAUUGGAUCUGUGUCACCUGGUCUCAUGCACGUGACUGACUGGUUCCCGACGCUUGUGAAACUGGCCGGCGGGAAUUUGAACGGAACCAAACCAUUAGAUGGGUUCGACCAGUGGAAUGCAAUUAACAACGGAGACAAUAGCCCCCGUACGGAGCUCCUGCACAACAUCGACCCCCUGACCCCUCCGUCUGGGAGCCCAGUGUUUAACGGGACCUUCGAUACAUCUAUCCGGGCCGCACUGCGCAUGGGAGACUGGAAAAUCAUUACGGGCGAUCCAGGAAACAGUAGUUGGAUUCCUCCGCCAACACUUAGCAAGGUGGCAAUAACCAUCAAAGAGGGACACCCCCCACAAACAGACGUAAAAAACCUGUGGCUCUUCAACAUCGCAAAGGAUCCAAACGAGUACAACGACAUGUCGGGCCAGGAACCAGUAAUUGUUAAGAAGAUGCUCGAUCGUCUGCAGUAUUACCAGAGCACAGCGGUUCCCUGCAUAUACCCAGACGACGACCCUUUGGCUGACCCUGCCAAGCAUGGGGGAUUCUGGGGACCAUGGGUCUAAUGAUCUUAUAGUGUUAUUUUAAAUGUGUUUAUGACAAAUACCAAAACGUUUGAACUUGUGAGUACUGACAAGACGCGUUUUAAAAUUAUUUAAUGUAUGGGAUCAUAUUUACCAUUUAAUCAAUGGUGAUUGCUUAGUUUUGAAAUCAACAAUCGUUGCAAGGUGCCGCUAUUUGAUAUUGCACGCUAAAAUUUGAACCCAUGAACCUUGUGAAAAGAAGGCGAGUUUCCAAGUUUUAAUUGCUGAGUGAUUCUCUAUAGAAUUACAGAUGUUAUGGACCGGAUUGAUUUUAACACAGUUUAAAAGGGGAUUAGCCAAGGAUAAUUCAUGUUAAGUUUAAAUAAAUUCUGGCAAGUGUUGCAGGACGAAAAGACGUUUGAAGAAAAAGGUUCUGAAAACCUGAUUGAAACCACUAUGAUAUGUUAUAUUAAAAUAACAGACAAUAUCAUAUUUAUACGCUAUCAUCAUCAGCAAAUUAUCAAUGUAUACGUUUUGUUUCGAUGUAUCUUCAAUAUUAUCGUCUUUGAAUGCAACCAGUUAUGCACAAUAUAUAGAGAAUAAUAGGUUGGUGACGUGGAUGGAGAAUGGUUAUCUGGCAAGUCGGAGGAAGUUAUCGGCUCACCCGAUAAGAUCCUCCGACGAGCCAGAUAACCAUUCUCCAUCCACGUCACUAAUCUAUUAUUCUAUUUAUCCUGUCACAUUUACAUCAUUUGUUGAAAUGUUUCUAAAAUAUAUAGUUUUCCAGUAGUGUUUAAAUAUUUAAUAUGGGAAAAAACACGCCGCAGCAAAAACAUUGUGACGUCACGUCAUGCAAAGCGCUUAGGCUAGCUUCCGUCUUGUUAAACAACACAGAAAUCGAGUCAAUCGUUAUUAAUUCAAUGCACAAAGACAAAAUUAUGCUGUUAAAAUAAUAAUUUUUAAACAAACAGUACUUUACACGUAUGUUGAUUUUUUUAAAUUGAAAACAAGUAUAUUUUAUAAAUAGAAAAUAGUACAGGCGUGCGCAUGCGCGGACAGCAACUGACGGAUAUUCGAGGUCACGUGGUCAUCUAGACUAAUAUCUUUUAGGAUAUUAGGUUACCUGGUUAUCGGACUGACUUAAAGGCAUGUGGCAGGAUAAAUUAACAAAUAUGGUGGCUUUCGAUUGGUUUCGUGUUGAUAACAUAUCUUAGUUCAUUUAAACUGCCGUGUCAUUAGAAAGUUAUCAGUCAUGCGUAAGAUUUAAUCGAAAUAUGAUUUCCCGGAUCUUCUCUUAAUUGAAAUAAUAGGACAGCUGUGAUUUACAGGUAUUUAGUUUAUAACACAAUACAGGACGUUUUAGAACACACUUCAUAGUACAUAAUGUUAUGUCAUUAUUUAAACAGUAAUGCACUUUUAAUUUCAAAAUACUUGUUUGUUUAUUCGAUAUGCAAUUAUUCAGUAAGUGUUUACCGUCAAAUGACUCAAUGUACAUACGUAUUAAGUAAUUAUACCACCACAAACGAAGUUUAGGGGGUAUAUAGGAGUGAGCUUGUCUGUCGGUCGGUCUGUCUGUCAGUCGGUUCGUAUUUAGUGUCCGCUCUCUAAUUCAAGUUGUUUUCAUUCGCUCUUCACCAAACUUGGUCAGAUGUUGUAUCUGAUGAUGGUUAGGUCAAGUUCGAAUAUGGGUCAUGCCGGGUCAAAAACUAGGUCCCGGGGUCACUUAGUGCGUUUUAAACAUUCAGCAUGGUUUCCGCUGUUUUAUGUGAAGACAAGAUGCAAAAUAUUCUGUGUCUAUGCGGCAUGUGGGGGUAUUCGCCACGUCUGUGACAAAGCUCGAGUUUCUAAAAGUUAUAACAGUGAGCAAUAUUUAUCUGUUACCCGGCCAUCUUUUGUACUUUGCCAUAAUAUGUGUGAUAUGUUUAUGUUAGGGAACAUAACAACACUUUUUGACGUCAGUUGCGUAGACUGGCAAGUCCACUCAUAAAAAUCCAAUAUUAAACAUCGUAAUUUUCAGACCUGUAUAAAAGUGUCCGUAAAAAUGCAAUAUAUAUAAAUAAUUAUUUUUUGCUUGUGAAACUGGCAAUAAUAACAAAGUAAGGGACGCCAGUCGUCCAGAGUAUUUUUUUUGAGCGAAACAAUCGUCGUAGACCCCACUGCUAUAGCAUCGAAUAAGGGAAUAACAAAUCCCUAGAGACACUUAAGAGAAUCGCAUAAACACACAGCAAGUAAUAUUUUUACGAAUUAAAAAAUGUUUGCAUAAAGAUUUGCUCUAGUUUUGAGUAAUAAAUAACUACAUUAGUAUUCA
Dreissena polymorpha is the source of this 3935-nucleotide messenger RNA. Its product is annotated as arylsulfatase B-like. The transcript has 9 exons. Bases 167 to 1669 code for a protein of 500 amino acids. The record is from RefSeq and is a predicted model, not a curated record. NCBI's taxonomy places the organism in Eukaryota, Metazoa, Mollusca, Bivalvia, Myida, Dreissenidae.